GAGCGUGGUCUGGCAACACGGAUUGGAAGGGGGCACGCGAGUUUUUAUCGUACCGUCAGUUGCUGGACAUGAUCCGUGGAUACCCCACCGAUAAUGUGAAGCCUUCCAUUUUGAACAAGAUUCAGAAGUACGUCAAUGAUGAGGAAUUCACGGUCGAGAUUUGUUCGCUAAAAGGGUCCCAGACAUGCGGCAGCCUUUGCGCCUGGGUACAUGCCGUGAAUGAAUACUCCAAGGUGGUGAAGGAGGUUGCACCGAUGCGUGAGGCGGCAGCAGUGGCAGAACGACACUUAGCGGAAACAAAUGCAAAGUUGCAUGAAGCUCAAGAGCAACUUAUUAUUGUGGAGCAGGAACUGGCGGAGCUGCAAAAGAACUAUGAGACUAGUUUUAAACGGAAACAGGACUUGGAGGAAGGGCUGAAAGUGUGCAUCCGACGCCUUGAAAAUGCGGAGAGUUUGUCAAGCUCACUUAAGAGUGAGGGGGUGCGUUGGGAAGAAAAUAUUCAGCAACUGCAAGAGCGAAUAGAAUUGCUUCCGCUUCAGUCCUUCAUGGCGAGCGCGUGCGCGGCGUACUUUGGUGCCUUCACUCCCCGAUUCCGCAAGCAUCUUGUUGGACUAUGGCUGGAGAAGUUGAAGGAACAUGAACUCGAUGUGACGGCGUUCAGCCUGACCAAGACGCUGGGCGACCCCAUGGACAUUCUCACGUGGCAGAUCAAUGGGCUGCCAACGGAUGAGAGCUCCACGGAGAACGCCAUUGUGGCUUCCCUCUCCACGGCGCCGCGUCGCUGGCCGCUCUUCAUUGAUCCACAGGAGCAGGGAUUGAAGUGGUUGCUGCAGCAGUACGCGGGGGUUGGAGGGGCGGUGGCGGCAAAAAAUCUCACAAGAAAUGCCGUCACCGCUGCCGUGAAAGUCAUUAAACUAACGGAGCCCACGUGGAUUCGUACCCUUGAGACGCAAAUACGCCUCGGUGGUGUGGUGAUAUUAGACGAUGUGGGUGAAACACUCGACCCCGCCCUAGAACCGCUCCUUUCUAGGCGUAUCUUUGCCGCAGAAGGGGCCUCACCUCAAAUUAAACUGACAGCCCAGUCUGGCGCCAUUGACUACAACCCCAACUUUCGCUUCUUCAUUUGUACAAAGCUUCCGAACCCAAGUUAUCUGCCGGACAUAAGCACCAAAGUGACGCUUCUUAACUUCACUGUUACUCUCGACGGUCUGGAGGAGCAGCUGCUGGGGGAGGUUGUUGCUAUUGAAAAACGUGAGCUGGAGGAGGAGAAAAACCGCAUCAUUCAAAGCAUCUCAAUUGGACAGAAGAAGCUGAAGGUUAUUGAGGAGACCAUCCUUGGCAAACUCAAGAACACCAAAGGGAACAUACUGGACGAUAGCGAUCUAAUCGCCGAGUUGAAGUCGGCACAAUCGAAUGCGCGGGUUCUUAGCGAGAAUCAAAAGGAAGCCAAUGAGAAGAUGAAAAUUAUUACUUCAACACGUGACCGUUACCGUGACGUGGCGGUACGUGCCUCCGUGAUCUUUUUCGUCCUUGCCGACAUUUCCCGCAUUGAUCCCAUGUACCAGUAUUCUUUGCAAUUUUUUGUGAAGCUGGUCCAGCAUGAGGUGCUGGCGACCGAGAAACCGGCAGAUUACUCGGAAGAAAACCCGGUGAUGCUGCAAAGACAUCUUGGAAACAUUAUUUUAAGGCUGACAUUGUCCACAUACGAGCAGGUCUGUCGUGGUUUAUUCAACAAGGAUAAAACAAUCCUUUCACUUCUUAUUUGUACCGCCAUUGAGCGUCACAGCCGCAGAUUGAUGGAGGAUGAGUGGCAGUACUUUAUCCGGGCUUCUGCUCUCGUACCCAAUGAGCUGCCGCCGCUGCCACCGGGUCUGUCGUUUCUAUCGCGGCAACAGUGGGAACUCACAGUUGCACUUUUUCGCAGUGUGUCUUGUUUCCGCAAUCUGGAGGGGCAUCUGGUGGAUGAUACGGAUUCAUGGAGAGAGUUCAUUCAGUCGGACGCGCCCCAAGAUGCCGAAUUGCCGGGCAACUGGAGCGAGAAGUUGAACGCCUUUCAGCGGAUUUUAUUGAUUCGCUGCUUUCGUGAGGAAAAGUUGUUUUUUGCACUGACGGACUAUGUGCGUUGCACGAUGGGGCCGCGUUUUGUGGAGCCGCCGCCAUUCAGUUUGGAGGUGGCGUUAUCCGACAGUUCCCCUACGGUGCCCAUUGUGUUCAUUCUCUCGCAGGGGGCGGAUCCAAUGGGGGCGCUGCAGAACUUCGCACAAAGUCAAGGGCGGUCUCUGCAAUACGUCUCGCUCGGUCAGGGACAGGGCGAAAAUGCCAAACGUCUUAUUGCCACGUGCCGGAAAAACGGCUCCUGGGCGCUGUUGCAGAACUGUCACUUGUCGAAAACGUUCAUGCCCGAAUUAGAGCUUCAGGUAGCCGCACUGCAGCAGCAUGGCGCCAACAUCAAUGCCGACUUCCGUCUGUGGUUGACGUCGAUGCCAACCGACUUUUUCCCCAUCUUUGUCUUGCAGAACAGCAUCAAGCUGACGAACGAGCCACCGACGGGUCUCAAGGCAAACAUGGUCCGUUGCUUCAGCGAAAUCACCGAGGAGGAAUUUGAGGUCUUUGGUGACGAGCAGCGGAUGGGCAAAUACUCCAAAAGAACAGCCUUUAAGAAGUUGCUCUACGGUCUAUGCUUCUUCCACUCUGUUGUACUGGAGCGAAAGAAAUUUGGUCCACUUGGAUGGAAUGUGCGUUAUGAGUGGAAUGACACCGAUUUCCACGUGUCAAAGCAGUGGCUGCGUCUCUUCUUUGAGGAGCAAGAUGUCAUACCGUGGGAGUCCCUUGAGUACAUCAUUGGCCAAAUUAACUACGGUGGUCGUGUGACAGACCCUCAGGACCGUGGCAUACUGCAGACAAUUCUACGUGCUUACCUUCGCCCCGACAUCAUGAAAAACGAUUUCAAGUUUAGCUCUAGCGGUCAUUACUACGCCCCACCGGCUGGAAGUCUAUCAAGCUUUAUGGAACAUAUUCAACAAAUGUCGCUUGUGGAUGAGCCUGAGGUAUUUGGUAUGCACACCAACGCAAAUCUUCGAUAUCAGCUGCAGGUCUCUCAGUAUCUGUUGAGCACCGUCGUUUCCACCCAGCCACGUAUUGGAAGUGGGGGUGGUGGCAGCACCGGGGCUGAGGGUGGCGCGGCCACCACGCCUGAAGAAGAAGUAAAGCGAAAAUGUGAGGAGUUUGAGGCCUCACUCCCGGAAGUUCUUUUACGUGAAGAGGCCGGGCCAAAAAGUUUCACGACGUUAGAGAGUGGCCUUCCUAACUCAAUGUCUACUGUGUUGGCCCACGAGAUGGUGAAGUACAACAAAUUAAUUACAGCGAUGCGCAAAUCAAUUCAUGACCUACAAAAGGCUUUAAGAGGACUUACGUUACUUUCCGCGGAUCUUGAUGCGAUGUAUGAGUCCUUCUUGACAGACCAAGUCCCUCGCCUCUGGAGCGCGGUGGGAUAUACUUCCUUGAAGCCGUUGGGCUCGUGGUACCGUGACUUUUUGCAGCGGGUGCAGUUUAUUCGCACGUGGGUGCAGAACGGAGAGCCCGCCUGUUUCUGGAUUGGAGGUUUUUUCAAUCCGAGUGCCUUUAUGACCGGUGUGUUUCAGGCCUUUUCGCGUGCGGAAGGAGUUUCCGUUGACAAGUUGGGUUUCAGUUUCCAGGUGAUGGACGAGGAGGUGGCGAGGAUUGAGGCGGGACCGGAGCGCGGCUGCUACGUGUACGGCAUCUUCACCGACUCAUGGCGAUGGGACGGAACGCGCGGCGUCAUGGCGGACUCAUUACCCGGCGAGCCAUACGCUUCACUACCGGUGGUUCACUUUUUGCCAGAGCCGCACCACAAGAUGGGCCCCGGGUGGCACUGCGUGCCUUUGUACCGGACUGUGGUGCGGGCGGGUGUCAUCUCUUCCCUGGGUGCCAGCUCCAACUACGUGCUGUCCAUCGAAGUGCCGACAGAGAAGGAGUCAGACUACUGGCAGCUGAUGGGUGCUGCCUGCGUCUGCGCACUCGCCAUAUAG
Trypanosoma cruzi is the source of this 4049-nucleotide messenger RNA. Its product is annotated as dynein heavy chain, putative. NCBI's taxonomy places the organism in Eukaryota, Euglenozoa, Kinetoplastea, Trypanosomatida, Trypanosomatidae. The transcript has a single exon. Gene Ontology annotation, cellular component: dynein complex. Gene Ontology annotation, biological process: microtubule-based movement. The record is from RefSeq and is a predicted model, not a curated record. The annotation marks the transcript as partial. Gene Ontology annotation, molecular function: dynein intermediate chain binding; dynein light intermediate chain binding; minus-end-directed microtubule motor activity.